Molecule: messenger RNA, 429 nt
Organism: Micropterus dolomieu (smallmouth bass)
Lineage: Eukaryota; Metazoa; Chordata; Actinopteri; Centrarchiformes; Centrarchidae
Product: solute carrier family 2, facilitated glucose transporter member 5-like
Exons: 4
Coding region: 1-429 (142 amino acids)
Biological process (GO): monosaccharide transmembrane transport
Cellular component (GO): membrane
Molecular function (GO): hexose transmembrane transporter activity
Source: RefSeq, a predicted model, not a curated record
AUGGCGGCCCACCAGACAGUCUCUGUUGACACAAAGGAUAGCGAACAUCGAUUACGUCCCCUAUAUCGGGAGGAGCACUGGCCUCUCUUUCUGUCAGUGGUGGUGGGACCCACCUUCAUUCAGUUGAUGCUGUUGCCAUGGUUCCCAGAGAGCCCAAGGUACCUGCUGAUUGAGAAGCGCAAUGUCCACGCCACCAUCACAGCCCUGAAGUGGUACCGAGCCAAGUGUAACAUCCAGGCUGAGAUUGAAGAGAUGCAGGAGGAGCAGCGCUCCCUGUCGUCAGUAGAGACGCUAUCAGUAUGGAAGCUGUUGGUGGAUGACACCGUCCGCUGGCAGGUGCUGAGUGUGGUGGUCAUCAACAUCGGCAUGCAGCUGUCUGGCAUCGAUGCUCUCGACCUCGCCGCCUGUUUCUACGGCUCCCUCAUCUGA